Messenger RNA from Haliotis rubra (blacklip abalone), 1929 nucleotides. RefSeq names its product flocculation protein FLO11-like. Lineage: Eukaryota; Metazoa; Mollusca; Gastropoda; Lepetellida; Haliotidae. Bases 260 to 1222 code for a protein of 320 amino acids. The record is from RefSeq and is a predicted model, not a curated record. The transcript has 2 exons.
GGAACGGGGCCCAGAUUCUUAUGCUAUUAAGUGGUAGUUUGUCAUGUGAAGUUUAAUAUCCUGUUUUUCAGGUAUAUAUUUUGGAGAAGCCACUGUUGUGCAACCAGUUCAAGGUUUGAAUGUAUCGAAUCUGCAGAGCACUUCCAGUCCGUCUGUGGAGAGUACGUCGGCAGACCCUGGGGAAUCUAGUGUGUUAUCUCAGUCAGUGUUAGAAGUGUCCUCCUUAAUAGAGGACACUGUUGUUAUCUCAUCGGAGUCCAUGCUCGUUACAGUGGAAAGUUCUCUUGCGGUAACAGAAUCUGUGUUUGUGACAGACGGAACUUCAAUUCUACCAACUGAAUCUGUGUUUCUAACAGACCAACCUUCGCCUUUACCAACUGAAUCUGUUCUUGGGACAGAAGAGCAUUCAAUUCUACCAACAGAAUCCGUGUUUGUGACAGAAGACUCUUCACCUGUACCAACUGAAUCUGUGUUUCUUACAGACGAACCAUCACCAGCAUCUCAAUCUCCCGUGUUUUCAACAGAAUCGUCUUCAUUUACAGAAGGCAUUGCCAGUAUUCCAAGUAUAAUCUCUACCUCGUCCGUAUUUCAAGAAUCGUCACAUAUUGGAACUGCCGCUGUGCCUCUGUCAACAGCACAUAUGUCACAUCCGACGUCCACUGGCAAGGAACUCCCCCUGGAAACAUCAAGUCCUAUUGUAACAUAUAGCACUUAUCUCGGAACAGACGUGUUGGGUGAUUUAUCUCCAACAGUCACUGAUCAUUCUGUGUUCUCCUUCCCACUUGAGUCUACACAAGACACAGCAGCGGCCAAUUCUUACCUUGAGAACACUUUAUAUGACAGUGCCACAUCGGGAUAUAUUUUACAACCUUCUGAAACCGCAACGUCGUCACCUUCAACGUCUCCUACAGCUUCUCAGCAGGGAACAAUGGCAACGACAGGUGUGAAACUAUGUCCGUGCCAGUGUAAGCUGGUCAUGAAUGACAAAGAGACAAGCAGGAUUAUCCAAGAAAUCAAAGAGGAACUCCAUUUGGAGUCGGAACAACUUUCAAAACAGAUUAGAAAAAGGACGAGUGCCCCAGAUGAACGUCCCAGUUCUCAAGGCAUCGGUUACGUGGCCAUAACGUUCCUGUCUUUCGUGGGCAUCUUACUGCUCCUCGCUGAUUCGGCUACCUUAUCUUUACACAUACACAUGCUGAUAGCUAAUUUGUGCAAGAAAUGAAAACGCAAACUUUAUUUGAAAAAGAAAGAAAAGUUCGACAAAACUAAAUAGAAGUGAAAAUACUAAAACAACAAAAGCUUGGGAUGGUCUUUAUAACCUAUUUAAAUAUCUUGAUAUCCGUAUUUGUUGUGUAUAUACAAUGUAUAACCAAUAUAUGACCAGUCUGUUGUUGUUCACUAACUGUCGACAAUACACCAUUCUGAAAAUAUUUGCUCAACAUGGUAGAUAUACAACCCGUCAAUCGAGGGACAGAUGCUCUCAGUGUAUACCCCAUGUCUCCUUAAGUGCAAAUUAGUGUCUCUGGAAGCUCUCUUACAAUCUCUCUAAUUAUUCAAAUGACACGGGUCCUCACUAUUGUCAUUCGUAAAAAUAUAUCAGCCAGAAAAUGAGGAUCAAUUCUAAGAAAUGCUGUAACACCCGGUGUUUUCAAAUACUCAGCCCAUAGUGCACGCAUUACAUUAUUCACUACUAUAUAUUAUAACUACAUUAUCAUGGUUUCUCUUAACUAUCAUGGAACAUAUUCAUAAAUGGACAAAAUCAUGUCCGUGUUCAUAAGAAAUUCCUGCUAAAACCAUAGUCGAUUGGUACAGUCACGUACAGUCACGUACAGUCACUGCAGUAAUAACGUGCUCAUUUGUUUCAAAUAUGCGGACUCGGAGAUUUUAAGGGUGGUGGUGGCGGUGUGUGUGUGUGUGUGUGUGUGUGUG